Messenger RNA from Arctia plantaginis, 771 nucleotides. Lineage: Eukaryota; Metazoa; Arthropoda; Insecta; Lepidoptera; Erebidae. The record is from the annotation of a GenBank genome assembly.
AUGUCUAUUGCUAAUAAAGUUUUAUUACCUAUACAGUCUCCGUUGUUAAUAGCUAAACGAUUUCGCGGUAAAAUUAACAUCCAAAAACCCAAGAAACCUCAUUUUGAGAGACAACUUUUGAUUGAUUUCUCCAAACCUAUAUAUGGAAUUCCAAAGUAUAAGAUGCCUGAUGCUCUGCUUUGUGACAGGGGCGAGAAAACCCGUAGGAAAAAUAUUGACAACCCUUUUGAAAGGAUAUUAGCCAAUGAGUGUCUGAACUGGUUUAAUACUUCUAAGAUGGUUGUAUUUGUGCAUCUUAAUUCCAUUAGUAUGGAGGACAAAACUCCAAUAUUUGCCACUUUAGCUAAAAACAACAUGCAUUUGAGGAGGUAUGGAAAAAAAAUUGUAAGCAUGGCUACUAAGGGCACACGCUAUGAAGCGGUGAAUCAUUUGUUCACAUCUCAUCAAGAAAUAAUAUUUGGGCAGCCUGAAAAUGCUGCGAAAAUGUUCCAAAUAUUGAAGAAAACACCACAAAUGGUUAUUAUGGCUGGUAUUAUUCAAGAUAGAUUGAUGUCAAAGAAUGAAUUGUUAGAAUUCAGCCAAAUGGCAAACAUUGAUGCUGCUAGGAGUCAACUGUGUGCCGUUUUGGAUAGUGCAGGAUCAUGCCUAGUGAGACAACUAAACCAAAGCCAACAUACAUUUGUGGGAUACCUAGAAAAACAUGUAGAAUUGCAAAAUAAUGCAAGCAAAGAAUCCCAAAAAAGUCCAUCAGAACCAGAAAGUUCUCCUUAG